AUGCUCUGCGUCCUGGCGUCGCCCGUCAGGUCAUUCUCGUGGACACCAGUACGCUCCGAAGAUGCGUUGACCCAAAGUAUCGACGUUCGUGCGGAAGACGCAUCGUCAAACACGACCUUGCUGGGCAACGGACGACAAACUGAUGUGCAGUGGGAUGCAUACAGCUUGGUGGUGAAGGGACAGAGAGUGUUCAUCAACUCCGGAGAGUUCCACACCUUCCGCUUGCCUGUUCCCGAUCUCUGGCGCGACAUACUCCAGAAGUUCAAGGCAGCAGGGUACAACACCAUCAGCCUCUACACGCACAUGGCCCUGCUCAACCCGGCUCCCGGAGUCCUCGACUUCAACGACUGGCGUGCCGUCCAGCCCCUGUACGAGAUAGCGAAGGAAGUAGGCAUCUUCAUCGUCUUGCGUCCGGGCCCCUACAUCAACGCCGAAACGACGGCGGGAGGCAUCGCACAUUGGCUCACGUCGACGGUCAACGGUACUCUCCGCACCAACGCAACCGACUGGUACGAGUCGUGGCAGGAUUACAUGCACGGCAUCGUCAACAACACCCUCGGGUACCAAAUCACCGAAGGUGGCCCGAUUCUUGUCAUAUCAUACUCAUACAUUAUAGAUAAUGAAUACGGUCAAUACCCUGACACUCACGCUGAAUACUUCGCGGAGCUUGAGGCCUUUUACAACUCAACCGGUAUCGUCGUUCCGUUGACGGCGAAUGAUCCGGGAGAGGGAGACAACUGGGUCACCGGCACCGGUGCCGUCGAACUUUAUGGUUUGGACGCUUAUCCUCAAGGCUUUGACUGUUCGACUCCUGAAAACUGGAGCCCCGUUGUCACCAACUGGCACAGCUACCACGAAGACCUCAAUCCAUGGCAGCCUUGGUACUUUCCCGAGUUCCAAGGUGGCGCUUUCGAUGCGUGGGGUCCUGAUGCUGCUGGUUACGAGAACUGUCGUGUCCUGACCGGUGCCGACUUUGAGAACGUCUUCUAUCUGGAUCUUUGGUCGACUAACGCCAAGCUGAUCAGCUACUAUAUGCUAUAUGGUGGAACUUCAUGGGGAGGCCUUCCUUUCCCGGGAGUAUACACUUCCUAUGACUACGGUAGUGCCAUCGCAGAAAACCGAGUGUUGUCGUGGAAGUACCCCGAAGUCAAGCGUCAGGGCUUGUUCUUGCGCAGCUCUCCUGAGUUUUACAAGACGGACUGGGUCGGCAACAGCAGCUCCGAUGCUGUCACCGUCUCCAAUCCGGACGUCUUUGUGACUUAUCUCCGUAACCCCGACACGUCGGCUUCGUUCUACAUUGCCAGGCAGAACGACUCGACCUCCACCGACACGACGACAUUCAAGCUCAACGUCACCACCUCUGCUGGAUCUCUCCAGGUCCCCCAGGUCGCCUCUAACAUCACCCUGUCUGGUCGUCAAUCCAAGAUCAUCUUCACGGACUACACAUUUGGUACCUCGUCCAAGAUCCUGUGGUCUACUGCCCAGAUCAUGUAUGCUGGUCGCAUCGGAGAUAGGGACGUUGUGCUCCUCUACGGCGACUCUGAUCAAGGUCACGAGACAGCUGUCUAUUUCACCGGCACACCGUACUCGCAAGCCAACUCGAGCGACGUCACCACCUCUCCUGCUUCGGAGAGCAACGCGACCGUCGUCAACUUCCUUCCUGGAAUCCAGGGUCUCGUCACUGUCUACGACUCGACCGAGCAGCUCGUCUUGUUCGCAGACACCGUCACGGCAGGAAACUUCUGGUCCCCCGACGUCCCGCCCAUCGAUACCUCCGAUGCCCUCGGCGCCUACUGGCAGUUCGGGACGAACACGUCCGUCCUCAUCGGCGGCCCCUACCUCGUCCGCAACGCGACCAUCGCCGGCUCCACGCUCGCGCUGUACGGUGACCUCAACGCCACCACGAGCCUGACGGUCGUCGCGCCGCCCUCGGUCGGCACCAUCACGUGGAACGGCGCACAGCUCUCGGUGGACGCUGCGGCGGGGAGCGGUCUGACGCACGAAGGCGGUUUCGUCGGCCAGCUGGCGCUGUCUGCGAGCGCCUCGGGCAUUAGCGUACCGCAGCUGGCGGGGUGGAAGUACGCGGACAGUUUGCCGGAGGUUCAAAGCAAUUUCUCGGAUGCCGGAUGGACGCUUGCGAACCAUACGACGACGGUUAUUCCGUUCCCGCCUUACUAUGGGGACGGGCGUAUUCUGUAUGGGUGCGACUACGGAUACUGCGAGAACAUCAACCUCUGGCGCGGCCAUUUCAAUGCCUCGCAGGACACGCAGUGGAUGAACCUGUCUAUCAAUGGCGGAGAAGCGUUCGCUGCCAGCGUCUGGGUCAAUGAUGUAUUCUUGAAUACCUCAUACGGCAACUCCACGAACGACCAAAACUCCAUUGUCGAGACAGACCAAAAGUUCUACUUCCCUGAAGGAUCCCUCAACAUUGGAGGCGACAACGUUGUCACCGUCGUUCAGCGAAAUGUAGCCACCGGCAACGAAGAAAAGUCGCCCCGCGGUAUCCGUGGUUUCGUGCUGAACACCGGCGAUUUUGGUGACUGGUAUGUCCAGGGCAAGAUCGGAGGAUACACCAACUACCCCGACAAAGUCCGCGGUGUGCUCAACGAGGGCGGUCUGUAUGGCGAGCGCGCCGGCUGGCACCUGCCAGGCUUCGAUACGUCCUCCUGGGAGGCGCGCGACCUCUCGCAGGGCCUGCCCAACAGCACGGCUGGCGUGGGCUUCUUCGUCACGACGUUCGACCUGAGUAUUCCCGCGGGAUACGACGUGCCCAUCGCCUUCAACUUUGAGAGUGAGCUGGGUCAGACAUACCGCGCGAGGCUGUUCGUCAACGGGUGGAUGAUGGGUCAGCGAGUCGCGAACCUCGGACCUCAGUACCAAUUCCCCGUGCAUCAGGGCAUUCUCGACUACAAUGGCACUAACACCGUCGCUGUCGCGCUUUGGUCCAUGGAGUCCACCGCCGUCUCGCCGACGCUAAAUCUCACCGUUCAAGGCGUGUACGAGGGCGGCGUGGGUAACAUUGCGCUCAACAACCCUGGCUGGUCUGCCACAGGCAGAGAGACGAGCGCAUAA
Messenger RNA from Coniophora puteana RWD-64-598 SS2, 3072 nucleotides. Its product is annotated as glycoside hydrolase family 35 protein. NCBI's taxonomy places the organism in Eukaryota, Fungi, Basidiomycota, Agaricomycetes, Boletales, Coniophoraceae. Bases 1 to 3072 code for a protein of 1023 amino acids. The record is from RefSeq and is a predicted model, not a curated record. Gene Ontology annotation, molecular function: beta-galactosidase activity. Gene Ontology annotation, biological process: carbohydrate metabolic process. The transcript has 19 exons. Gene Ontology annotation, cellular component: vacuole.